Molecule: messenger RNA, 1706 nt
Organism: Pyricularia grisea
Lineage: Eukaryota; Fungi; Ascomycota; Sordariomycetes; Magnaporthales; Pyriculariaceae
Exons: 4
Coding region: 29-1564 (511 amino acids)
Biological process (GO): carbohydrate metabolic process
Molecular function (GO): hydrolase activity, hydrolyzing O-glycosyl compounds; calcium ion binding
Source: RefSeq, a predicted model, not a curated record
CGCAAGCUCGGCAUCUAUACUCCACUAUAUGUCAACUCCCGCAGACACAACGGCCCCGCGGCCGCAUUCAAUCCACCCUGACGGUCGCACCGGUGACAUGAACCCAGCCGUGCCGUCGACGCCUAACGAGACCCUCUUGCAAGCCUUUGAGUGGCACCUCCCCGCCGACAAGCGUCACUGGCGCCGCCUCAUCAACCUCCUACCCAGUCUUGCUCCCUUGGGCAUCACCAAGCUCUGGAUCCCACCGGCUUGCAAGGGCGGUGGCGGUGCCUGGAGCAACGGCUACGAUGUCUACGACUUGUAUGACCUAGGCCAGUUCGACCAGAAGGGCUCCAGGGCGACCAAGUGGGGACCCAGGACCGACUUGGACGAGUUCGUCCGUGUCGCGGGAGACGCCGGAAUUGAGAUUUUGUUUGAUGCCGUGCUGAACCACAAAGCCGGGGCGGAUUCCACUGAGCGAGUGCUGGCCACGAAGGUGGAUCCAAAGGAUCGCCGCAAACGGAUCGGUCCCCCGGGACAGAUCGAGGCGUGGACCAAGUUCGAUUUCCCGGAUCGCAGAGAUCAAUAUAGCUCCUUGCGGUGGAACAAGGCGCAUUUUACAGGUGUGGACUAUGACCAUGCAACCGGUGAAAAGGCCAUAUGGUUGUUCGACAACAAGAAAUGGGCCGAGGAUGUGAACAAGGAGCUUGGUAACUAUGACUACCUAAUGUUUGCAGAUAUAGAUCAUUCACAUCCUGAAGUCAGGAGUGAGUUCUUCAAAUGGGCCGAGUGGCUCAAUGAUCAACUUUUACUUGGCGGCCUUCGACUGGACGCCGUUAAACACAUGUCCAGGUGCUUCGUACGAGAUCUAGUCGCCCAUAUUGACCGAGUGCGGACUGCCCAAAACAAACCUCCAUGGUUCAUUGUAGGGGAGUAUUUUUCCGAUGAUGUGAGCGAACUGGAAGAGUACCUCGAGGCACUGGACCACCGCAUCCAGUUGUUUGAUGUCCCCCUGCUCAAGAACUUCUCUCGGAUCUCUUUUGAACCAAUGCCGGAUCUCAGGACUAUUUUCGACAAGACCUUGUCUGCAAGCAACCCAGACAACGCCGUGACGUUCGUCGCCAGCCAUGACACGCAACGAGGCCAAACAAUGGACACCCCGAUAGCCGAGUGGUUCGUUCCCAUCGCCUACGCCCUCAUCCUACUCCGCGCAAACAUAGGCACCCCAUGCGUCUUCUACGGCGACCUUCUAGGAACACUCGGUCCCUUCUCCAGCCCGCCGGUCUGCGGUGGCCAGAUACUGCCCAAGAUGCUACAGGCUCGGAAGCUCCUUGCGCAAGGCCGCCAGAUCGACUACUUCACCCGCCCAGUGACCAUUGGAUUCGUGCGCCUUGGUGGGCUGGCAGUCGUGGUGAAUGCCGGUUGGCAAUUUGCCGUCCAGAAGAUGUUUGUCGGUGUCGAAAGGGCGAGGGAGACGUGGGUUGAUCUGUUGUUAGGCGCGCGAGGUGAGGUCGUCAUUGAUGCCGAUGGCUAUGGCGACUUUUGGGUCGGGCCUAGGGGUGUUGCUGUCUGGGUUAGGCAAUAAACGAUUCAGCUUGCAAGGGAAGGAUGCGGUCAAAGUGUGUCAGCUCGCAAAUUCGCCAGAUUAUCUGUUAUCUUAAGUACGGGAUGAAUGUAUUGAACGCCAUACUAUCUACCCUUCAACACUUUCAUUAUAAAUACACCGG